Molecule: messenger RNA, 1062 nt
Organism: Rodentolepis nana
Lineage: Eukaryota; Metazoa; Platyhelminthes; Cestoda; Cyclophyllidea; Hymenolepididae
Source: the annotation of a GenBank genome assembly
AUGAAUGUUACACGUGUCUUUGAGCGGACAUUUCCUUUGACGCCUCUAAUCUUACGAGGCUACACGAAAAUUUCUACAGCAGAAAUUAAUCCUAAUAUGCAUAAAUUAGAAUACGCUGUUCGAGGUCCUAUUGUUCAGCGCGCAAACGAUAUCGAGAAAGGCCUUUUGAGAGGCGAGAAAAAACCAUUUGAUAGCAUUAUUAAAUGCAAUAUUGGUGAUUGUCAAAAUGCUGGCCAAUUGCCAAUAUCGUUUAUUCGUCAAGUAAUUGCGGUUGCCUGUGACACCGAACUUAUGGAUUCUUCUGUAAUUCCAGAGGAUGCUAAAUCACGAGCUAUACGUUUCUUGAAUAGCGUCGGAGGCAGUGUUGGUUGUUACAGUCAAUCGGUUGGUGUUGAAGUUGUUCGCCAAGAUAUUGCAGACUAUAUAGAACAGAGAGAUGGAAUUCCUUCAAAUUCUGAAGAUAUUUUCUUGGCAUCUGGUGCUUCUGAAGCUGUUAAAUUCAUUCUAGAAUUAGUAUCUACUACAAAGGAGGGUUCGCAACGUGCUGGAAUAAUGAUUCCGAUUCCUCAGUAUCCUUUAUAUUCUGCUACAAUUAGCGAAUACAAUAAUUAUCAGAUUGGCUACUACUUGGAGGAGGAGACUGGAUGGAGCCUCAGUGAGGUGGAGCUAGAAAAGCGCUUAGAAGAGGCCAAGGGACACUGUACUCCUCGCGUUUUGGUGGUAAUCAACCCUGGGAAUCCCACGGGUCAAGUACUAACUCGUGAAAAUAUCGAAUCAGUACUUCGUUUCGCCCAUCGUCAUAACCUCCUGGUUCUCGCCGAUGAGGUCUACCAGCACAACAUCUACGCGCCCGAUCGCCAAUUCCAUUCCUUUAAACGUGUCCUCCAUGACAUUGGCGGCGAUAUUGCUAAGGAGGUACAACUUGCUAGCAUGAUGUCGGCAAGCAAAGGUUUCAUGGGAGAGUACGUUCACAUUAAUUCAGUGCUUGAGUUAAUAAUAACUCCUCGUAGUACUUCAUUGCUAGUCUACCCACAUGAGGGUAUUGUAAAUGUGAAGGAUUAG